AUGGACCUGGACAAUGACGUCGUCGCCAUCGAGGCCGUCAAGAUCCAGGAAUCGAUCCUGUCGCCCGGAACACAACAGCUCGUGCCCAUCGCGUCAGACGUCGAGGUCCGCGCCCGCCUCGCCGCUCUCGCGUCGCCAUGGUUCCGCCACCUCGGGCCCGCCAGGAGGCUCCGGGAGGCCGUGGCGGCCAUCCCCUUCGCCGAGAACGUCCCGGCCCCCGGUGUCGUGGGGGGAGGCAGCUUUUCCGAGUUUCCGCAGCUCAUGUCUGCGGACGUCGUGGCGGAGCUCGCCGAAUUCUCCGAGAACUCCGCGCCCAGGUGCGGGGCGAGGUAUAACCCCCCCCGUAUGCGGCCUCGAAUCUGCGAGGGCGACCUGGAUGAGGGCAAGCCGCGGAAGUGGAUGAGGACACAGAAGAAAGCCGCAGCUGGGAAAUGA
Molecule: messenger RNA, 435 nt
Organism: Colletotrichum graminicola M1.001
Lineage: Eukaryota; Fungi; Ascomycota; Sordariomycetes; Glomerellales; Glomerellaceae
Exons: 2
Coding region: 1-435 (144 amino acids)
Source: RefSeq, a predicted model, not a curated record